Molecule: messenger RNA, 2430 nt
Organism: Myodes glareolus (Bank vole)
Lineage: Eukaryota; Metazoa; Chordata; Mammalia; Rodentia; Cricetidae
Gene: Ggt1
Product: gamma-glutamyltransferase 1
Biological process (GO): regulation of immune system process; peptide modification; glutathione catabolic process
Cellular component (GO): plasma membrane
Molecular function (GO): glutathione gamma-glutamate hydrolase
Source: RefSeq, a predicted model, not a curated record
CUUCCGCUGCUGUGGGACUGUGUGGAACCGACAGUGAACGCAGCACAUGUCUGGCUGUGCCACAGCUGCCGUGUGACCCCCACAAAGCCCUCCUCACUCUCCCUGAACUGCUGGACAUCGUAGGUGGGGCAAAAUAGACUUGGGGACCCCCCAAGAAUGUAUGAAGACUUGGUUCUGUCCCCUGGCUCUACCACGCCACUCUGGGGGCUCUGGUGAUCCCCUCAGAACCUCCCUGCAGCCACCUGCGCAGCAGGAGUGUACCACACUUCUGGAUAACAGGGCAGCAGGCUUCCGUGCCCUGGUCCCAGUGGGUUCACACAGGAGUCCAAGGAGGUGGCCUGCUCCAGCAGUCUCGGGGAAGACUGACCAUAGGUGUGUGCAGUGUGUUGAGGAGUGCUCGCCAGUCUACACAGCUGUUUUUCAGGAUCCGCCUCCCCAGGGAAGGUGUGGCGCUCCUACUGGACGAGCCAUGAAGAAUCGGUUCGUGGUGCUGGGCCUGGUGGCCGUGGCGCUGGUUUUUGUCAUCAUUGCCCUCUGCAUCUGGCUGCCCUACACAUCUAGGAAGCCCGACCAUGUGUACUCCAGGGCAGCAGUGGCCACAGACGCCAAGCGCUGUUCAGAGAUUGGGCGGGACAUACUACAAGAAGGUGGCUCCGUGGUGGAUUCAGCCAUCGCAAGCCUGCUCUGUAUGGGGCUCAUUAACGCCCACAGUAUGGGCAUCGGGGGCGGCCUGUUCUUCACCAUCUACAACAGCACCACACGGAAAGCUGAAGUUAUCAAUGCCCGGGAGGUGGCUCCCAGGCUGGCCACCACCACCAUGUUCAACAGCUCGAAAGACUCUGAAGAAGGUGGCCUUUCAGUGGCAGUUCCUGGUGAAAUCCGUGGCUACCAGCUGGCACACCAACGGCAUGGGCGACUACCCUGGGCUCGCCUCUUCCAGCCGAGCAUUGAGCUAGCCCGCCAUGGCUUCCCUGUGGGCAAGGGCUUGGGAAUGGCCCUGGUCAGUAAACAGGAAGUCAUUGAGCAGACACCUGCCUUGUGCGAGGUGUUCUGCCGGCAAGGGAAGGUGCUUCGGGAAGGAGAGAUAGUGAAGAUGCCGAGGCUAGCCGAUACGUUGGAGAUCCUGGCCAAGGAAGGCGCCCAGGCCUUCUACAAUGGGAGCCUCACAGCCCAGAUUGUGAAGGACAUCCAGGAGGCUGGGGGCAUCAUGACGGUCAAGGACCUGAAUGACUACCGUGCUGAGCUGAUUGAGAACCCGAUGAGCAUCAGCCUUGGGGACUCGACCCUGUAUGUGCCCAGUGCCCCGCUCAGUGGACCGGUGCUGGUUCUCAUCUUGAACAUCCUCAAAGGAUACAACUUCUCUCCGAAGAGCGUGGCAACCCCUGAAGAGAAGGCACUGACCUACCACCGCAUCGUGGAGGCCUUCCGGUUUGCCUAUGCCAAGAGGACCAUGCUUGGCGACCCAAAGUUUGUCGAUGUGUCUCAGGUGAUCCGCAACAUGAGCUCAGAGUUCUACGCUUCUCAGCUUCGGGCCCGAAUCUCUGAUGGAAUCACUCAUCCAACCGAGUACUACGAGCCCGAAUUCUACAUUCCUGACGACGGCGGCACUGCUCACCUGUCCGUGGUUUCAGAGGAUGGUAGCGCCGUGUCUGCCACCAGCACCAUCAAUCUCUAUUUUGGCUCCAAGAUCCUUUCUCGGGUCAGUGGUAUCCUGUUUAAUGACGAGAUGGAUGACUUCAGCUCACCCCAGUUCAGCAACCAGUUCGGGGUGUCCCCCUCACCAGCCAACUUCAUCAAGCCAGGGAAGCAGCCGCUUUCAUCCAUGUGUCCGUCAAUCAUCGUGGAUAAGGACGGCAAGGUGCAGAUGGUGGUGGGCGCCUCAGGAGGCACACAGAUCACUACAUCCACCGCACUGGUAUAUGCCUUGGGCCCGCCCCUUCCCGCCCCUCUCUCCCUGCCCUUGUUCUGGGGCUGUGCUGACCUCUUGGCUGCCGUCUCCCUGCAGGCCAUCAUCAACAACCUGUGGUUUGGCUAUGAUGUGAAGAGAGCCGUAGAGGAGCCCCGGCUGCACAACCAGCUUUUGCCCAACACCACAACAAUAGAGAAGGACAUUGAUCAGGUGGUGACUGAAGGCCUGAAGACUCGGAAUCACUACAUGGAGGUCACGCCCACCUUCAUUGCUGUGGUUCAGGCCGUCUCCCGAACAGCCAAUGGUUGGGCAGCUGCCUCAGACUCCAGGAAGGGCGGGGAGCCAGCUGGCUACUGAGUGCUCAGAAGAAGCAAGACCCACCUGCAAUCCAGAGACAAGAUAUUGAUCAGGAACAAGAGUUGGACUUUGGAAGGCGUGCUGCCGCUGAGUGAGACAGAGCGGCGUAAUAAAUGCGGCCAACUGCCAAGCUCUGGGAAGUCUUGCUGGUUGGACUUUCCAUA